Messenger RNA from Eimeria mitis, 489 nucleotides. RefSeq lists its product as uncharacterized. Lineage: Eukaryota; Apicomplexa; Conoidasida; Eucoccidiorida; Eimeriidae. Bases 1 to 489 code for a protein of 162 amino acids. The transcript is spliced from 2 exons. The record is from RefSeq and is a predicted model, not a curated record.
AUGACCUGGCGAGAGAGGCGCACCUUCACAGGCAUCAACUCAGCAGGAGCAGCAGCAGCAGCAGCAGCAGCAGGAGCAGCAGCAGCAGCAGCUGCUGCUGCUGCUGCAGCAACAGGAGCAGCAGCAGCAGGAGCAGCAGCAGCAGCAGCAGGAGCAGCUACAGGAGCAGCAGCUGUUGCUGUUGCUGUUGCUGCUGCUCCAACUCAGCAGGAGCAGCAGCAGCAGCAGCAGCAGGAGCAGCAGCAGCAGCAGCAGCAGCAGCAGCAGCAGCAGGAGCAGCAGCAGCAGGAGCAGCUGCAGGAGCAGCUGCAGGAGCAGCAGCUGUUGCUGCUCCUGCUGCUCCUGUUUCUGCUGCUGCUGAUGCUGCUGCACCUGGUGACGGUGCCGCUGCUGCUGGCUGAGCCUCCACGGGCUCUACGCUGUCUUCAGCAGCAGCAGCAGGAGCAGCAGCAGCAGCAGGAGCAGCAGCAGGAGCAGCAGCAGCAGUAG